AUGGCGUCUCUAACCCCCGGCGUCCUCUCAAAGCUUCUCCAAAACGCCGGCAACCGAGUAACCAGCGAGCACCGUCAACCACUCCUUCAAGUAACAGAAAUCAUCCCUCAUCUCUCGGAGGACACGUGGCAACCCAACACCGGCUACUUCCUCAAACUCUCCGACUCUCUCCACUCCGCUUACGUCUCCGUCUCCAACUCCGACGCCGAGUUAAUCCGCUCCGAUAAACUCCAACUCGGUCAGUUCGUCUACGUAACUCGCUUUGACUCGGACGGUUCAUCUUCUCCUGUUCCUCUCGUUUCUGGCUUAAACCCUCUUCCUAAGAGAAGACCUUGCGUCGGGAACCCAACUGAUUUGGUUUCUAGCGAGUUUUUGAACUUUCUUACUACUUCAAAACCAAACAACAACGUUAAGAAGAAGAAAGGGUCAUCGUCAGGGUCAGGGUCAGUUCAAAGGCCACACUCUAAUGGAAACAAGAAGAACAAUGUGGUUGUUGAAAUGAGAAGGUUGAGUUUAGAUUCUGCUACUAGAAGAGUUUGGGAUCAUACUAAAACUAAACCAUCUUCUCCAAGUUCAAGUUCAAGAUUCAAGUUCAACAAAUCUACCUCAUCUUCACCUAAUGUGAUAGACAAGAAGGUUUCUGUGAAAACGGAUUCUCAUUCUCCAUUGAAGAAGUCUCUAACUUCAGUUGUGUCACCAUUGAAGAACAAAAAUGAGAACUUGUGUCCUAAAACAACAGGCACACCUCCUAGGAAAAGUGCUGUUGCUGUUCCUAAGUUAGCCUGUGUUGGAAAUGGUGCUGUUUCAAGGCAGCUUGUUAAGGUGCCCUUGAAUUUCAAAACAUGGUAUGAUAAGUUUGGAUCUUGGGAUAAUCUUCCACAACCCAUUUCUAAUCUUGGAAAGCAAGUUGUAACUCAUAGGAAUGUUGCUUUUUUGGCGGCUGUUAGAUCUCUUGAAGAAGCAUCCGCUGCAGAUACCGUGCUUCAAUGCAUGCACUUGUUUUCUGAACUCUGCGAGUCUCGGCAGACACUUUCUGCUGGAUUGCUUGUGAAGCAGUUUUUGGAACUUCAUCUUAGUCUGCAAAGAGUAAAAUUGGCAUUUGAUUCCUUACUUUCCAUACCUCCCGAAACAAAACCAAGCAGCCAAGUUACUGUACAGUCUCUAGUAGAAGAUGCUUGUAAAGUUCCGACUCGCAAGAAUGCUACAUUUUGGAUACAAGCUGCAUUAGAUACCAACUUUUCAAAUUUCAAUCUAUACAAAACACAAGAAAAAAGCGAGGCUUUGAAUGGUGAGAGAUGUCACCAUGUUAUCAUUGAGAAUGAGAAUUCUCGCACGGAAAUGAAUACCGGGGAAUCCGCUGUUCAAAACAAGAAAAGUCGCAUAACACAAGCCAAUCCCUUACAAAAUUCAACUGGUAAAAGACUUUCUUCUUCAAAGCGGAAUCUCUUGGUAGACAAAAACAAAGAUAGAGAGAAACGGGAACAGUCAAAACAAUGUGAACUUAAAGUGGCUGCGAGUUUGGCAGAAAAACUGCUCGCGGCUUCUCGUGAAUGGUUCUUGAAGUACUUGGAGGAAUCUAUAAGUAAUGAAUUCGGGUUGAAAAAUGAAGGGAGCAGUGAAGUUGCAUGUCUUCUUGGACAGCUAAGAAAGGUUAAUCACUGGCUAGAUAAUUUGGACAGUAAAGAUAAGGUUGAUCAUAGGGUAGAGAAGUUGAGAACAAGUUUCUACCGGUUUCUCCUCGAGCAUGUUAACUCCGCAGUUGCUUCUAGUUAG
Molecule: messenger RNA, 1773 nt
Organism: Vicia faba (fava bean)
Lineage: Eukaryota; Viridiplantae; Streptophyta; Magnoliopsida; Fabales; Fabaceae
Source: the annotation of a GenBank genome assembly